Messenger RNA from Dunckerocampus dactyliophorus (ringed pipefish), 621 nucleotides. RefSeq names its product proteasome 20S subunit beta 11a (gene psmb11a). Gene Ontology annotation, cellular component: proteasome core complex. Lineage: Eukaryota; Metazoa; Chordata; Actinopteri; Syngnathiformes; Syngnathidae. The record is from RefSeq and is a predicted model, not a curated record.
AUGAAGAGAGCAGACACAGGUGCCACUGCAGGCGGGCAUGUGGAAUGUCCCAUUUCUCAUAAAAUAACCCCAAUUCACUCUCAUUUGGUGGUCACAUCCUCUGGCUGAGGUGCAGAUCGCACACUGUGGGAGCGUAUUCAAAUGCGAGAGAUCAGACUGGAUCAACUGUGACACAAGUGCUGCCUUUCGAUAAGUGGCACUGCCAAGCUCCUCUCAUUUAUGCUGCACCCUGAAAUCUGUGUGGCUCUUAUACUUUGCGGCUAGGACCUUAAGGAAAGCAAUUGUGCAGUUGAUGAAGAUGCAACAUCCGUGACAAAUACAUCCCCGCACUGUGGUCCGUUGAUAUAUCUGUGCAGUGACGGCUCCCGACUGGAGGGUGACAUGUUUUCUGUUGGAUCGCGUUCUCUCUGUGCUUAUGGUGUGCUUGACAGUGACUUGAGUCAAGAAGAGGCCAUCUCCUUGGCCAGAGAAGAUGUGUUCAGGGCCACCCACAGGGAUGCCUUCUCAGGAAACAGCUUGGACAUCUUCCACAUUACAGUGCUGGGAUGGAGCCGAAGAAAGGAGAACCUCUGAGGGGAAUAUUAUCGGGAAAGGGCAAAAGUGAUGGACAAACAAAAAUGA